AUGCGACUUUGGGUGGAUCCUAAGAGCGUUGAAAAGUUAGAAAUAAAUGCAAAAAUUCAUUGUGGCGGGGGAGAAGUCACAGCUGGGACUCACACGGGUGGCUCUAUCUCUAUUAGGGAGCAUUGCAAAAAAUUGGCUGUUGAAAAGGGUCAAGAUCCAACCCCAAGUGAGAUGCAUUUGCACGUCCGUACACAUGGUCAUGAUGGAAAAUCUUUUCUUGAUGAGCGUGCCCAAGCUGUCCAUCUGCGGGAGGAGAAAAGAAGAGAAGAAUGUAUGGUCUUGGAUCUGAAGCGAAAACUUACUAAUCACAUGCUUCCGAUAUUUAUUGAGCAGGAACGUGGAGUCAUUUCUACACCAUCGCAUGAGCCAAAUACUCCUAAUGACAACUCAUCAGCUGUGACACCUAUAGUGCCUCCUCCUCCUACUGCUAAUGUUGACGAGUUUGAUCCUUCACUUUCAGAUGAUGACCGUAGUCUUUCACCCAUGCAUUAG
Molecule: messenger RNA, 492 nt
Organism: Lycium barbarum (goji berry)
Lineage: Eukaryota; Viridiplantae; Streptophyta; Magnoliopsida; Solanales; Solanaceae
Exons: 3
Coding region: 1-492 (163 amino acids)
Source: RefSeq, a predicted model, not a curated record